CCACACCCACACCCACAUCCACACCCACACCCACACCCACACCCACACCCACACCCACACCCACGCCACACCCUGAAUAGUUUUCCAUACAUAUAAUCUUAGUAAUUUUGCUCUGAGAUGGAUGAAAUAUUCCUAUAUAAAAACAGAAGAUAUCUUGGGAAGCUUCUGCGACACGAAAUAUCACUCCGUAAUUUGCUCACCUAAUACUAUCACACCGAAUAUUAUUUAACUGUAACUGGAGGAUAAUGAUGAUGUGUUUGCACAGCAAAAUAAGAAUUCAGACAAAACUAAUAAAUAUUUUAUUGUAGUCUAUUAAUGUUAAUAUUUACAUUGAACAUUUAACAAAAAUAGCUACCGAAGAUGUUUGCUUAAUUAGAUAUGUAAUUAAUUCAUUUAACUUCAGCCUUACAAUACAUUGAAAUAAUAAUAAACUUAAACACUAUUAUGUGGAUUUUGAUGAUGUCUCGUAAGGAGUGAGUCUGAACAUCCAGCGAUUCACAUGCUUGCAAUACUCCUUAUAAGGUUCACCAAAUCUCUCAACAAGCUUAGGCUCUUCUUUAAACAUGAAGUAAAGUGUUUUGCAAACAAAAAAUGAACCAGUAAAAUAUGCCAUUCCGUUAGAAUUGAAAAACAAAGCCUCGGCAAUCAUUAUCAUGAGUAUUGACGCAAUCAUUGGAUUUCGUACGAAUUUAUAAGGUCCUUCCGCCACAAAAUGCUUUGGUGGCAUCAUUGGUGAUAAUGUUCCUUUCCCUUUCGACCAGAAGUGAUAAUUUGUAGUACAAAACAAGUACAAACCAAUGGAAAACAAAAUCAUACUUAGUAAUUGUGCAAUAUUACGAUAUUGAACAUGAAAUAAAUAGUUCUGUUCCGGAUUGGCACUGUUAAGAAUUGUUCCAACAUAGAUAGCUCGAGGAAUGCCAACAGUGGCUUCAAUUGGCAACGAUAAUGACACGAACAGUUGCAUUAGAUUUGUUUCAUUUCCGCCAAUCAUUAGAAAGUGACCCACAAUCACGAAUAAAUGUGUGUAUAUUAUAGGUGAAAUAAUAUCCCACCAACUAUUUGGAAACGUUUCCAUUAGUUUUGUAGGCCAGGUACCAGAUGUUGCAAUAAUGUAAGCUGGUAAGCACAAUACAAUUGUUAGUGGUAUUACUUCUUGAAUAACUUUCUUAGUAUAAUUCAUGGCGAUUCUAAUCUCGAAUAAAUAUUGAACGUUGUUAAGCGUAUUCAGUUCAAAUUGAAGCUUUCUUAAAAGCAAAAUCAAGAAUGAAAUAUUGAAUUAAUUAAUUAAAGCAAUUUGCUUAAUUUUAAGAGAGGAUCCGUGAGAUCAUCACCCAAGCCGAUUGCCGAAAAAGUUUUGAUUUUGAAAUUGACUAUCCAGUUCGAAAGAGCAAAGAAAGUUAGCCAUAGACCCAAAACAUUAGAGGGUGAUAGUGUAUUAUGAGAAGACAUCUUCUCUUAUAAUAGUAAAAAUAUAAACAUGACAAUAUUAUAAUAAGUUUUUCGAAAUUGACCAACAUGAAUUAUUCAUUAAAAAAAAGAAAAACAUUCUUAUCUUAAAAAAGGAUAUCAAUUUAAUUAGACAACAUGUGGUUUAUGCUAAAUUUAUUGAAGAAGUUGUUCAUCCAGAAAGUCAAAAGGUAUGUCGAAGAGAUCUAAUAUUUCAAGACAAUGCAGACUCAAAACAACGAACAAAAACUGUAUUACAAAUUGUCGAUGGAUUAUUUAAUCAUCGAAUUAUACCAGAAGAAGGCGAUGCUAAAUUUGCUUACGUCUAG
Messenger RNA from Rotaria sordida, 1775 nucleotides. Lineage: Eukaryota; Metazoa; Rotifera; Eurotatoria; Philodinida; Philodinidae. The record is from the annotation of a GenBank genome assembly.